This is a messenger RNA of Mesocestoides corti, 1287 nucleotides long. The record is from the annotation of a GenBank genome assembly. NCBI's taxonomy places the organism in Eukaryota, Metazoa, Platyhelminthes, Cestoda, Cyclophyllidea, Mesocestoididae.
AUGGAUGCAAGAUCAAUCUCCUCUCCAUCGCUUAUCAUACAUGUUAUUGUUAAUCACUCAACAGAUAUUAACGCCUGUUUACAAGAUCCAACCAUCAACGCUACCUUCUCGCACUUUCUUCUAACGGUUAUUGAAGCCCAUGGUCUUCACAAAGAGGCUUUCGAUUUCUCCGAGUACACAAAACUUGGCAGAUUUAUUCAACUAAUGCUUCGGUUUGUCCGUCAAGGACAUUCGGAUGUAUUAGAAUUAUUGGCAACAUUAUCCGGUUCAAUAAUUGAAACGAGCUUCAGACUUCAAGUUCCUAAGACUACUUUGCUGUCCAAGGAAUUUUUCGAAACUUCCCAGUUCGUUUCUCCGUUUCUUGCCAACCUUCUUGGUCGCUAUAUAAGCAUCACGGCCUGUCUUGGAGAUCCUAUCCUCCAUCGAUAUCAAUUGAGCUCGACCUCAGUUUACAAUGGAGAUGCUAGAGCACAAGAACUCGCUGUUCAUGUGUUUUCCUGUCUUUUUAACUACUCGCCCAUAACUCUUAAACAAGCUUCAAAUGAGGAGCCUCUGCCCAGAUUUUCGUCUCCGCCUCAUUUCUUAUCAGAGCAUAGCUAUCAGCUCCUAGUAGCCGCUUGUCAUUGGCUGCGCUAUGUUAGUGGCUCAGACAGAUUCACAUGCAGCCCGAAGAUCGGUGAAAUUUGGCUCACCUAUCUCAAGCAGAUCCAGAAUGCAGCUCUUGCUUUCAAACCAGAUGAUACAACUCUCAAUUUCAACAUCUGUGUAUCUUGUUUACAUCUCCUCUCGCUUCGUCACCGCUCGUCAGUUUCCUCUCCAAUGUCGGCUGAACAUACCUUCAUGGAUGAGCUCAGCCGAUUAUCUAUCCAGCUGGCAGAAAAAGACUACCGGUUAGCCGUCGAACAUAGUCCGAUCGUGAACACAUGCGACCACCUCAAACUGUUCCAGGAACUUCUUUCAGCACUCGCACCUGACUGUAUCCACUUUAUUCGGGACACUCUUGUGCCAGAUUCGAGUCAAGACAGCAUUCCCCCAAAGUCUUCUAUAAGGUCGGUAAACACAAGAUUGAAUGAGGCGGGCAUACGUGCGUGGUGUUUCCUGGCUGACCGACUUGCCCGACUUACCUCUCUGCACAAGCGCGUAGUCGAAUUACCGAAACCUGGUACCGAAAGCGUUGGAAUUCCGGAUACCCCUACCUCGGAUUUAUUUACAAUGGUCGCCUUUUGUCUGGCUCCCCUAUUCUUGGCUGGCAAUUCCACCUGCUCUCUUUCGGUUUGUCAUUUCUAA